Closterium sp. Yama58-4 is the source of this 3882-nucleotide messenger RNA. NCBI's taxonomy places the organism in Eukaryota, Viridiplantae, Streptophyta, Zygnematophyceae, Desmidiales, Closteriaceae. The record is from the annotation of a GenBank genome assembly.
AUGCUGAUAGGUUAUCUCCUUUCGCCUUCUGUUCCUCCCUGCACCUCGCCCCCCUGUCUCCCCCCUCACUCCCCUCCCACCUUCCCACUGCCCGCCAGCUCGGCCCUUCUUGCCCCACUGCCCUGGCUGCCAGCCUUGCAGCAGCUGGGUGUGAGCAGAGGGCACGUGGGCAGGCGACGAGGGGAUACAAGUGCAGGGGAGGAUGAUGAGGCCCUCGUCCUCCCCCACGCACUAACGGACGAAUCUCGCCGCCUCUUCAACUCCUUUGCCCACCGCUUCCGAUGUGCCAUCGCUGCUCCCGUGCCUGCAGCACGCCAUGCCGCCUCUGGUGCUGCCGCUAGUGCUACAGCCGCUGCUGCUGCAACAAGUGGGGUGGUGGCAGCGGCAGCAAGGGCAGCAGGGGCAGCAAGGUCAGCAGGGGCAGCAGGGGCAGCAGGGGCAGGAGGGGAAGCGGCCAUCCCCAUCCCCAUGGCGCGCAUGCCCCCGCACUGGCCUGUGCUGUACCUGCUGCUGCAUGCGUGCGACAAGCUCACGUUGUUUGGCCUUACCCGCAAUGCCUCCGUGCAUGUGCUGCAGAGCCCCAUGCACGUCCCCUCAGUGCGAUCAGAGCUGCAUCGGCGCCCAUCGCUGCUGGUGCUAGAGUCACUGCUGCAUUCACUGGCACGCACCAACCUGCUCAGCUGCUGCGGGGGCAUCGAAGCCCACUUCUGUCGCCUGCCACCGCUGCUGCAUGUGCGUGAUAGAGGUGGGAGAGAGAGUGUUGCCUCUGGGGGUGAUAGGGGUGCGAGCAGUGGGAGGGACAGUGUUGCCUCUGGUGCUAGUGGAACAGGGGAGGUGGCUUCUGGUGCAGGUGUGCAUGGGAACGAAGGGGGCACUGCUCUUAGCAGAAGAUCUGUUAACGAGGAAGACUAUGAUGAGGAUGAGGUGGAUAGUAGAGGCAGGGCAGGGAAGGUGGUAGGGGGGCAGGGUGCUGUGGAGGGGGCAGGGUGGGGGGAUGAGUAUGGGGACGAGGGGGAGGAAUGGGUGGAGGCGGGAGAGGGGGAGGGGGGUGGAGUAGGGACGGACGCGGCAGCUUCAGCACACUUUCCGCGCGCAAUCAUGGCCGCACCGCGCGAGGUAUUCGUUAUAGGCACAAUGGACACUAAAGCCGAGGAGCUACUCUUCCUCGCGUCGCAGCUUAAACGGUCGCUUACCUCCUUAACCCCCGCGGAACCGCCUUUUUCCAUCUCUAUAGUCGACGUCUCCGCGUCUCCGUCAUCCGCGGCUCCCGUUACAAGCACACCAUUCCCUAUAAUCUCCGUUUCCGACGUCCUCGCGUCGAAUCCCGACGCCGCUGCAAAGUCCGCCGCGUCUCUCGCCGCGGAUCGCGGAGAGGCGGUGCAGGCGGUGGCCGACGCGCUGAAGCGGUUCGUGCGGGGGAAGUGGGACGCGGGCGCGCUGGCGGGCGCGGCAGGGAUCGGGGGAAGCGGGGGAACGGCCAUCAUUGCGCCCGCGCUGAGGGAACUUCCCGUCGGCGUUCCCAAGAUAAUCGUCUCCACCGUGGCCAGUGGCAACACAGCACCCUACAUUGGCACGUCCGACCUCCUAUUGCUGCCAUCAGUGGCGGACGUGGCGGGGCUCAACGCCAUUCUCCUCUCACUGAACCCCCCCCCAACCCCGCCCUCUUCCCCCUCCCAUACACCACCAUCCAGCGGCAACACCGCACCGUAUGUGGGCACCUCAGACCUGCUGCUGCUACCAUCAGUGGCGGACGUGGCGGGGCUCAACGCCAUUCUCCGCGCUGCCCUCUCCUCCGCCGCCGCUGCCCUCGCCGGCAUGCUGCUCCUGCGCGCCCUGCCCGCCCCGCAGCACCCUGCCCAACCGCCCUCCACCGCUCUGCCUUCCUCUGCUGGUGCCUCUGCUGCUUUGGGAACUGCCCCCGUUACAGUGGGGAUCACGAUGUUUGGGGUUACCACUCCGUGUGUUACGGAGGUGCAGCGGCUUCUCAGCAGCAAAGGCGGCAAGGAAGGAGCAGGGGAGGCGGGGGAUGCAGGAGGAGCAGGAGAGGUGGAAACAGUGGUGUUCCAUGCGACGGGCACGGGGGGCAGGGCCAUGGAGGAGAACGUCGCCUCUGGACUCAUUCAGGUGCGCUCACUCGCUCGCUCGCUGCACAUUCCUCACUCUUUUUCCCACUCUGCUCCAUCCGCUCACGCUGCUCGCCAGGCUGUGCUGAGCAUCUGGGCAGGAAGUCUCCCUCUUCCGUAUUCUGCUUCCCCCCUUUCCUUUCCUCCUGCCCACCACCCCCAGGUCACCCUCAUGCGCACAACGGCCGACGAGAACCGUCGGAUCGCGCAGUUCAUCGCGGGCAAGAUGAACCAAUCACAGGGGCCCGUGACACUUCUAAUACCUGAGGGGGGCCUGUCGGCUCUAGACGCCCCGGGCAUGGCCUUCUGGGAUCCUGCUGCUGACGCUGCUCUUUUUGAGGAGCUGGAGAAGCAAGUGGAGCAGACAGACAGCAGGAAGGUCAUUCGUCUGCCUCACCACAUCAACGACCCUGCCUUCGCUGCUGCCCUCGUCAACACUCUCCUGCCCCUCCUCCCAUCCACCAGUGCUCCCGCCGCAGCUGCCCCUCCUGCCGCUGCUGCCCCACCUGCUUCUGCUACUCCUCCCCCUCCCCAACCCUCCGAACCAGCCACCGCCACAACCACCCCUGCCCCCUCCACCUCUCCCUCCCCGUCCCCACCCAUCCCCGCCACUCUCAACCCACCUCCUGCUCUCGACCUCACGCCAAUCCCCUGGCUAGUCGCCCGUCGCACCGCCAUCCUGCACUCUCUCCGGUCCCAAGUGGCAGCAGGGAGGGCGAUCAUAGGGGGCGGGGCGGGCACGGGCAUAAGCGCCAAGUGCGAGGAGAUGGGCGGCGUGGAUUUGAUUGUGAUCUACAACUCGGGGCGGUUUCGCAUGGCUGGGCGCGGGUCGCUGGCAGGGCUGCUGCCGUUUGCUGAUGCCAAUGCUGUCGUGGAGGACAUGGCUAAGGAGGUGCUGCCGAGUCCCCCCCUUCUCUCCGCCAUUCUCCCCUAUGCUCCCCCCACUCUUCCCGUCUCCCCUCCAUUUCCCCAGGUAAUCAAGUCAGUGCCAGUAUUAGCAGGAGUGUGUGCCACAGAUCCCUUCCGCCAGAUGCCGCUCUUCCUGCGUGACCUGGCCGCCCUCGGCUUCGCAGGCGUGCAAAACUUCCCCACAGUGGGCCUCUACGACGGCUCAUUCCGCACCAACCUGGAGGAGACCAACAUGGGGUACCCGCUCGAAGUCGCCAUGAUUAAAGCGGCUAGUGUCCUGGGUUUCCUCACGACGCCGUAUGCUUUCAAUGAGGACGAGGCGCGGAGCAUGGCAGGCGCGGGGGCCGAUGUGGUGGUGGCGCAUAUGGGGCUGACGGCAGCAGGCAGCAUAGGGGCGAGAACGGUGUGUUCCCUUGAGGAAGCAGUGGGGCGAGUGCAGCGCAUGGCUGAUGCUGCCAGGGCGGUGAACCCGGACGUGCUAGUGCUGUGCCAUGGUGGUGAGUGCAUAGGGGCGAGGACGGUGUGCUCUCUUGAGGAGGCGGUGGGGCGAGUGCAGCGCAUGGCUGACGCUGCUAGAGGGGUCAAUCCCAACGUCCUCGUGCUGUGCCAUGGUGGUAAGUGGUUCUGUACGGUGGGGUGCUUUGGGAAUGAGUGGGUUACGGGGGGGGGGGGCGAUGUGGUGGUGGCGCAUAUGGGGUUGACAGCAGCGGGCAGCAUAGGGGCGAGGACGGUGUGCUCUCUGCAGGAGGCGGUGGGGCGAGUGCAGCGCAUGGCUGAUGCUGCUAAAGCUGUCAACCCGGAUAUCCUAGUGCUGUGCCACGGUAGUGAGUGGUGCUGUGCAGUGGAGUGA